Molecule: messenger RNA, 1074 nt
Organism: Aspergillus novofumigatus IBT 16806
Lineage: Eukaryota; Fungi; Ascomycota; Eurotiomycetes; Eurotiales; Aspergillaceae
Product: putative zinc-containing alcohol dehydrogenase
Exons: 3
Coding region: 1-1074 (357 amino acids)
Molecular function (GO): zinc ion binding; oxidoreductase activity
Source: RefSeq, a predicted model, not a curated record
AUGAAAGCAGUUAUCUACACUGGCGACAACAAGAUCGCAGUCGAAGACCGCCCGAAACCAAUCAUUCUAGAACCCACCGACGCGAUCGUCAAGGUUGUUCAUACCACUAUAUGCGGAACUGACCUACACAUCCUCCAAGGGCACGUCCCGACAUGCACUCCAGGCCGCAUUCUUGGCCACGAAGGAGUCGGGGUAAUUGACUCUCUCGGCGCCGCCGUCACGAACUUCAAGGCCGGGCAGACCGUGCUCAUCUCCUGUAUCACCUCCUGCGGGACCUGUCAUUACUGCCGCAGGAAGAUGCCAUCUCAAUGUGAAUCCGGCGGGUGGAUUCUCGGGAAUAAGAUUGACGGCACGCAGGCCGAGUACGUGCGCAUCCCUCAUGCGUCGUUCUCGCUGCAUGCGCUGCCCGAGAGCAUCGACCCAAAGGUCGCGGUUACGCUGUCGGAUACGGUCCCGACCUCUUAUGAAUGUGGGAUCCUGAACGGGGAUAUCCAGCCUGGGGCUACUGUCGCAAUUAUCGGAACUGGCCCGAUCGGAUUGAUGAUCCUGCAGAUGGCGAAGAAUCUGUUCGGUCCGGCGAUGACGGUCGUCGUGGGUAGGGGCCAGCCCCGGCUCGAGACAGCCAAGGCCAUGGGUGCGGAUCAUACGCUGAGUGUUCUCGGCGGGCAGGAAGAGGUAGUCUCCUCGGCUCUAGCGGUGACCAAGGAGCGAGGGUUCGAUGUGGUGAUUGAAGCAGUGGGGACGGUUGAAUCGUUUGCGAUUGCGCAGGCACUGGUAGGCGCUGGAGGGACGAUCGCCAGUCUCGGCGUCUUUGGGGAGUCGUGCGAGCUUCACCUGGAGAAGUUGUGGCAUCGUAAUAUCUGCUUGAGGACUCGGCUGGUUGACGCUGUCAGUACCCCUGAUGUACUGAAUAUGGUGGAGUCCGGCGGCAUCGAUCCUCAUUUUCUGGUCUCGCACAAAUUCACAUUCGAUGAGAUUCACGACGCCUACGAAGCGUUCGAGGCAUCCUCCAAACAUGGCGCCCUGAAGGUCGUAGUCACUAUGCCUGAGCCUACUACGAAUGGUUUUGCAUAG